GAGCAACCGUAGAACAGGAUUUCUUCUGUGAUUGAAAAUGAAGUGUGAUCCAGCUCGGCGAUGAGGCAGCUUUCGCUUUCAAAGAUCCUUAAAUAACUCAGGCAGGAAAUCCUUGCUUUUUCUCUCUCGAAAUUACUUUUGAACAAGAGUGUGUAUCUUGAGUCUUAAACUGUCUUAAAAGUGUGUAUUUCUAAGUCGCUCUGGUUCUCAUAGUUCGCCGCCCCCGUUUUGUUUGUGAGCCGUUUCAGUCCCUCGCUCCAUCCCGGGCCUGUUGCCCGUCUGGCUGCCGCUGGUCUCUGCCCAGGUCCCUGCUCACCCGCUCCUUGCCCUCCGCUCCCCGGCCCUGCUGAGAGGGAUGGGCGGCCUCUUCGCUCGCUUGCCUUUCAUUCUCCUCUAGUGGCAGUGGAGGUGGUUUGCUUUUAGCCCACAGUCUCCCAAAGUUGUUUUUGUGUGUGUCUUGGGUUUGGGGGGCCAGGCUCAAGGUAUGCCAGCGUUCCUGGGCCAGGGAUCAAACCCACACCACAGCAGCAUCCUGAGCCACAGUCGGGACAAUGCAGGAGCCUUAACCCGCCAAGCCACCAAGGGACUCCUUGAUGUCCUGCCGUUAGCUAAGCUUGGUCUGGAGUCCGUUUCUGCGUCCCUUGGUCUCAGCCGCCUUUGGUUUCCGCUGCCGAGCGAGCUGCCGGCUGGUCGCUUUGCUUCGUCUGGUCUUGACCUCGCCGUCUCGUCCCGAAAAGUGACAGCGCCUCUCCUUCAGUCGCCUGGCGUCGCCGCGUACAGUUCACCUCUUCCGUUGGUCGUCAGAGGCCUCGGCGGGAGUGUUGGGUACUCUCUUCGGAACUUGCGGGUUUCUGCAUUUCUUUCUCAGGUGUUGGAUCCCAGAACGCGAAUGAUCCUGUUCAAGAUGUUGACGAGAGGCGUCAUAGCGGAGAUCCACGGCUGCAUCAGCACCGGGAAGGAGGCUAAUGUUUACCAUGCUCGCACAGCAAGUGGAGAGAGCAGAGCCAUCAAAAUUUAUAAAACUUCUAUUUUGGUGUUCAAAGACCGGGAUAAGUAUGUAAGUGGCGAAUUCAGAUUUCGUCAUGGGUACUGUAAAGGCAAUCCCAGGAAAAUGGUGAAAACUUGGGCGGAAAAAGAGAUGAGGAACCUCAUCAGGCUAAGCACGGCGCAGAUCCCAUGCCCGGAGCCUGUCCUGCUAAGAAGCCAUGUGCUGGUCAUGGGUUUCAUUGGAAGAGGCGACACGCCAGCACCACUGUUGAAAAAUGUCCAGUUAUCGGAAUCCAAGGCUCGCGAGCUAUACGUGCAGGUGAUCGAGUACAUGAGGAGGAUGUACCAGGACGCCAGGCUUGUGCACGCGGAUCUCAGCGAGUUCAACCUGCUGUACCAGGGCGGAGGCGUGUACAUCAUUGACGUUUCCCAGUCUGUGGAGCACGACCACCCGCACGCCUUGGAGUUCUUGAGAAAGGACUGUGCCAACGUCAACGAUUUCUUUCUGAAGCACGGGGUGGCUGUGAUGACCGUGCGGGAGCUCUUUGAAUUUGUCACCGAUCCAUCAAUUACACAUGAGAACGUGGACGCUUAUCUCUCAAAGGCCAUGGAAAUAGCAUCUCAAAGGACCAAGGAAGAAAAGUCCAGCCAAGAGCACGUGGAUGAAGAGGUGUUUAAGCGAGCCUACAUCCCUCGCACCUUGAAUGACGUGAAACAGUACGAGAGGGAUGUGGACAUGAUGAUGGCGUUGAAGGAGGAGGACUUGGCCUUGAACGCCCAGCAGGACAGCAUCCUGUACCAGACGGUCACGGGGCUGAAGAAGGAUCUGUCCGGAGUCCAGAAGGUCCCUGCCCUCCUGGAAGAUCAAGUGAAGGAGAAGAGUUGUUCGGACUCAGAAGACACCGGGAGCUCUGCGUGUUCUGACACGGACUCGGAAGAGCGGGGAGGCCAGGCCAACUCCAGGAAGCCUACCACUGACCUUGAAGUUGAUAAAAAGGAAAGAAAAAAGAUGGUCAAGGAAGCCCAGAGAGAGAAAAGAAAAAACAAAAUUCCUAAACAUGUGAAAAAAAGAAAGGAGAAGACAGCCAAGACGAAAAAGGGCAAAUAGAACCGGAACUGUAGUAAGUAAUUUUCCAUCCGUGACUUCUCUCGCCAGCGCCCUAAGCCGUGUCUGGAAGAUGGGCUUAACCGAAUGGUUACCACGGCAGUGCCUGUGAAGACGGAUUCAUAUUUCUGUGUAAUUAUGUAAAAAGCUCUGAGUUCUACUGUCUAGAUCCAGUCCCUGGCUCUGCGUGGUAUGGACAGAGGAUUCUUUUAAGCUACUAUUUUAAUGAAGAACUUGAUGCAAUUUUGUUUUUAUAUAUUUUUUCUCUUGCAGUGUGGUUUUUGAAGCAUCAUAACUGUUUAAAUGUAUUGAGCAUUUAAAUGUCAGUGUAAUGGACAUUUGUUUGUACAUAUGCCAGAGACCCGUCUGCAGUCAUGUGAUUAUAAGGCCAUUUGAUGAUAAGGUUUCUAUAAAAGGGAGUUUCACUUUUAUGGAGAAGUCA
Messenger RNA from Phacochoerus africanus (Common warthog), 2534 nucleotides. RefSeq names its product RIO kinase 1 (gene RIOK1). Lineage: Eukaryota; Metazoa; Chordata; Mammalia; Artiodactyla; Suidae. Gene Ontology annotation, biological process: maturation of SSU-rRNA. The coding region runs from base 485 to 2095 and encodes 536 amino acids. The record is from RefSeq and is a predicted model, not a curated record. Gene Ontology annotation, cellular component: preribosome, small subunit precursor; cytosol. The transcript is spliced from 13 exons. Gene Ontology annotation, molecular function: ATP binding; protein serine/threonine kinase activity.